AUGCUCGCCACCUGCAUCUCCAAGCAAGCCGAGAUUGUACUGCUUCUUUCUCCACCACCUUUUUCAGAAACCUUUUUCAAAAUUAUGGACUCCCAUAUUCUCAGACGCAUCACUCAGGGAAUGCCUACCAUGCGAGAAAGAAAGUGGAGCAACCAACAUGAAGCAUUGUCGAGACGGCAUAUGCCGUUUUGUUCAGAAACUGCCAAGGGCUUUAAAGUGAGACUGAGAGGAAUUGUCUCAUUCUGGGAGCACUUCAUGAAAUUUGCAGUUGUUUGCUGGCAAGAGGGCCGAAUGGCUUCUCUCGCUGCUCAGGCACCUGCAAAAGACCCCAAUUUCACACUAGCUGGUCUGUGAAAACACAAUUGCUGCUUGCUUUGAGCUGCAUGUAAAGAGGAGAGCUUGCCCAGCUAAAAUUAACCCUUGUUGCAAAGUUACAUUUGUAGGGUGAAAAAGCUCCACUUUCCCAAAUGUUCCACUUCCCUUAGAUUUAAUCCGACGCAGGUGGCGCUGUGGGUUAAACCACAAAGCCUAAAACUUACUGAUCAGAAGGUCGGCGGUUCAAAUCCCCGUGACGGGGUGAGCUCCCAUUGCUCGGUCCCUGCUCCUUCCAACGCAGCAGUUUGAAAGCACGUCAAAUAGGUACCGCUCCGGCGGGAAGGUAAAAGACGUUUCCGUGUGCUGCUCUGGUUCGCCAGAAGCGGCUUUGUCAUGCUGGCCACAUGACCCGGAAGCUGUACGCUGGCUCCCUUGGCCAAUAAAGCGAGAUGAGUGCCGCAACCACAAAGUCGGUCACAACUGGACCUAAUGGUCAGGGGUCCCUUUACCUUUUAAUAGGGUACAGCGCUGGGGACAUGGUAACUUGUGGUAUCAGCAUCUUUCCACCACCACAAAGACACAUCUGCACUUCACGGUAUGACCUUAUGACCCUCGACAGCUUCACCCUUGUCCUUUUAAUUAUCCCAGUGACCUGAAAUGUUUUAUGCUGUGAUGCCAAUAAAGGAAUUUGAUUUGAUUUGACACAUCUGCACAAUUCAGGUGGACACAGGAACAAGAGCAUUUCUGGACUGGAGUGCUCCAGCAUUCUGUUCCCCUAGUAGCCAGUCAGUAGCCUCUAAGAAGCUAGCAAGCAGAGCCCUCCCUUGUUUAUGCAUUAUAAUUAGUGUGUGGACAUAUUAACUCCCUUUCUAGAAAGUGUCGCAACAUUGCUCCACUUAUUGUCUUCCUCCAAAGGACCAGAUGUUGUUGGACUACAGUUCAUAGGAACAUAGGAAGUUGCGUGGCGAGUUCCCACCUCCCCCCAGUGAAAAUAAAGACACAUGACACAGAUGUUUAAGGUUAAUGGGCUAAAUAUGGCCACAACUUUAUUGCUUACAGGUGAUGAGUGGUAUUGGCUCAGGCAUUGGUCCUAACCGACUAUCCGGCUUCAGCCCAAUUGCUUGAAGUCCGGGAAAGGUUAACCACCAGUAGGGGGAGUCCUGCUGAUGCAUAUCAACUAGGAACUCCCCCAGGGUCACCGCUCGGGGGCGUGCCUUAGGCCGUCACCUCCAUAGGCUUCGAACAGGGCCACGCCCCCCGGAAUCCUUUAUCAGACUACCCUUCAAUAUGCAGGGGAGGUGAUGGCGCUUCCUCCCCCCCUUCCAUCUACAUAACAAUACCAAUACCAAUACCAAUGCCUAAUCGUCAAUACCAAGGAAGUUGUAACGAUUUGCUACGAGGGAGGCGAAAAACCAAGUGGCUGGUGCCAAUUUGCCAAGUGGAAAAAUUCCUACCAGGCCCCUUAAUGGCGACCAACCAAGGUCCAUAGCAAGGUCAAAGAUGAAAAAACCUUAAAGGGCGGGAGGGUGGGAAACUGGAGCAGCUGGAAGCGGCAAAGAGGGAGAUCCCAGGCCGCCCCUGCGUUAAAUGGAGCAGGCCACACACCCCAGGCCAGCCGAUUGGCUGGCCAGGGGAUGACGCGAUCAAGGAUUCCCUCAAUCGCGCGGAGGCUGAGAGCCAGCCCCCGCGCGCAUGGUGGGAGGGUGAAGCCCGCAACCCUACCUCCUUUCUACGUCGGAAGUGGCUUUGCCUUAUACCGAGUCAGACCAUUGCUCCAUCUAGCUCUGUACUGUUUACACUGACUGGCAGCAGCUCUCUGGGAUUUGUGCUGGGGCUCAUGGGAGCUGGAGUCCAACAGCAUCUAGAGGGCCACAGGUUCUCAAUCCCUGGUCUGCUCAGACCGCCAGCAGCUCUCCAAGGCUUCAUAGAGAGGUUACCUGUCAUGGAUUGGUUGCAUGCAGAAGAAUGGUGGGAGGAACCAGCUGGGGAACUUCCAAGGGAAGAAGGCUGAGACCCAGGAGAUUGGUGGUGGGACAAUGAUGAAUGGUCAGAGGGAGAAGACUGGGACAAUGUGUUGGAAGCCGAUGAGGUAACAGGACUUAGUGAGCUGGCAGAGAGAAGUCCAGAAUCAGAGGGAGAAGCAGGAGAAGAGGGAGGGCAAGAGGCAGAGAAGUGUCUGGCUGGUGAAGAGGCACAGGUGUCUCCCAGAACUAGAAAAGGCGUGAAGUGGAUAGAGGAGAGGUUGACUGCAUGCAGGCACAGUCUCAGAUUGCUUCGGAAAAACCCUGGAGAUGGGAGGACUUAGGCAGCUCUGGAGAGGUGGGGACUUCAUGAGGGCAAGACCUGCCGGAGAUGAGUUGCUGUGCUCAUGAGGUCUGACCCUCCUGUGCAGAUCCUGUUUCUGCUGUAAAGAGUUAACUCCAUCUUGCUCAGCGUAAUUUACUGCUGGCUCGCUCCUGUCAUUAUCAGUGAUCAUUUGGGGGUAACUGAGGGUGGCUCCUGAAACCUUAUGCAUGCAAAGUAUGUUCUGCACUACUCAGCUGUAGGCUCUCUCGGUUUUGAGGAUUACAGGUGGUUGGUGUUGAGGCCCCUGAGCUACAGGCUGUAUUGGUUCUCUGCCCAUCCAUGCAGCAGAUUGCAACAGAGGUCCCCAAUGUUGAUGUGCAAAUGCUCUUGAGAAAAAGUUCUUGUCUUUUCUACAGAUCUUUCCCAUGCUUGCACCUGUGCACUGUAGCUCCACAUUAAAACAGCAGGAAAGGGCCACGUCUUCUGUUCUGUGCCUUGCUACCAGGUGGAUAGAGCUGUGGACCCUGGCUCAGAAACCAGAGUUAUGAGGUGCAGCUUCCCCUCUCCCAGCUGAGCUCCACUGGAGGUUGACUCCACAUCCUAUCACUAUGCCACAAACUGUAGCAUUGCCUCGGUGAAACGUCCUUCCCGUGUCCUAGCUCUUCGAACUGAAUUUCCAAUCUAAUACCUCACCCCGUGCGCUGGAGAUAAACCUCUUUACUUCAACUCUGCAAACUCUGUGUCAAAGAAUGGGUGACAAUAAUACAAAUCAUUCUGCUGUCUCGGUCCCAGGCAUUCUGUUGCUGGGAUGGAGUGGAGACAACUCUCUUAGAAUCUACAUUUCAUUCCAAAGAACUGCAUUUGAUUGUCAGGGAAUAAAUCAAAGCAAAGGUUGAGGAGAGACCCCCCAUAUACCACAGCAGUGCCAGACUUCAAGGCCUUCCAUUUGCAAUUCUAAUCCUUUAUAUUCCAUUCUAGCCUUAAACUCUUUUGCUUUUGUCAGUGUGUUCCUGGCAAUAUUGUAUCUCAGGGUGCAGCAAAAAAAAGAAUUCAGUAAAAUUCAGAGAUAUUUGAAAGAAGACAGAUAAGCAUGAAGUAUGAGUGAGAGAUCCAAUAUGACUACUUCUUCUUCUUCUUUAGAUAAUUCAGUUGUUGGCUAAUGAAGGCAUUCACUCGCGAAAGACUUUUUAAUGUUUAGGAAGGUGUGACUAUUUUUAAACCUACUUCUGCCUUAGCAACUUAGCGCACUUUUUUCAAAACUUGUCAAAUACAAAAUCCAUUUUCUUUUCUUUUUUAUUAACACAUUCUGUUUCGCCUCAGUAGGUAAUAAGCAUUUAGUAUUAAGCAACGGUACAAAGAAAUGACGUUUUAUGCUUAAAACAUAGGCAUUAUGUUCCUCACAAGAACAAGGACAGAAAUCAAAGUUCCCAUUUGUGAAAAUAUUUCUGUCCUCUGAAAGAAAGGCUAAAGACUUCAAUUUAGAACAUCCAUAAAAUGACUGGACUGCUCGCUUGAUGGACAUUUCCAGAAAUUAUUUAGUGCCUCAGUUAUUUUUAAUGCUGCCCUAGACCUUGGCCUCCUUUCUUUAUGUAAAUGUGAAAUAACCUGAAGCACUGAUCCUGAAGGACAAUCCACCUGCAUUAAUGGCUUUCAUAAAUACCCUCAACGGUGUGCAAUUAUAGACAAGCAUAUGUUGGUGGACUUGUUAAAAGUUGUGCUUUGUUAUUUUACCAUUGUGCUGUUUGCUGUUUUUCUCCCAUCAACUGAAAACAGAUGAAAAUUGUAUUUUUUUCCCCUAGCCCUUCGAAAAAGUGCAAAACACAUCAAGGAGUAGGCAAUUUCCUUUCAGCUCAAAGUAAGCAUUAAUUUAGUAACCUGUCAGAUAAUAUUCCUGAGGCCCUGAGUGAUGUUAUCAUUUAUUCAUUUCCUGGUCCUUCUUGUGAUUCCCCAAAUUAUCACUGAUGGAGUUGCAAGUAGGAGUUUUGUCCUUCACUCAUCCCUUUCCGUCCUUAUAUGGAGCUCUUAUUACAUUACUGGCACCGAAAGAAAUGAAUGUCACUUUCCUGGACACAUUAGUAGGACUUUGAGGUGAGGUGACUUUUGAGUAACUUAGAACUUGACAGUCUGAUUCAGGAACUCUGAUGUGCAUGGGUUCUACAUUGAGCACACAAACACAUGUGGAGAGAGAAGCAGGGCAUGAUGGGAAAGUUCCAAAGAUCUGACAUCUUGUUCCGUGCUUCUUAACACUUGUUUAGUACAGCUUCUUCACAGCAAGAAGAGCUCUGAGGAACAGUGUAGGCUGGUGCCUAACUGGACUCAUAGGGUGGAAGGCAGGGAAGUCAAUAGUAGGUGGAGCCAGAGCAAAUGACUGGUGAGGGCUGGCUGAAGCAGGAAGAGGUUAAUGGGUUCAGCCUCUAUGACUGAUGCUGACAUAGGAUAAGACGACUGGGGAGAGCCACACCUCCACCCAAUCUAAUCCCCUCCAGUCUGUCACAAAGUUGUUUUGAUAGCUCAGCCCAUCUAGUUUGUGAUUAUUUGGACCAGAACCUGGAGGAAUACAUGCCUUAACAUAGACCCUGCUCCACACUGUCCAAGUUUGGGUUCUUCACUGUAAAGCUAUAUUCCUAUUAAACUGAACCGAAUUUCUCUCUCAUCCCUACAAGUGAGUAUACAUACUGAUAAGAUAAUUUAGGGAAGAUAUUAGGGGGUGGUACAUAAAGGAACAAGAAAUGGUCAUGAAAUUAUCAUCCAGAUGGCCUGUUAAAAGCUCAAAUGUAGGCAUAAUCUUUUAUGCAUAUUCAGAAAGGACACCAGGCUUAUAAUAAAACUAGGACUUUGGUAAAACUAGGACUUUAAAAUGGUUUGAGAUGUGACCUUUAUGUGCAUGUAGAGUCUCCCAAAUGCCAAGAAUUAAAUUUGCAGGAAGAGAAAAUGAUCCAAUCCUGAGCUAGGCCUCACUGUCUUCCUGGAAAUCGUUUCAAAUACUGGGAAAUGUAAGGCAGCAGGAGUUAAGAGUUCUGCAUCCAAAUCCUUACUUGGCCAAGAAGCUGGUCUCUUGGGCAAAUGACUAUAUCCCUCCAACCCACCUAAUGGGCUAGUCGUAAGAAGAAGCAAUUUACAAACUGAGAAGUACUCUAAAAAUAACAAUGAACUGCCUUUCUGUGCAAAGGUCAAGGCAGCCUUAUUCAGAUGUGAUGUGCGGGUACAUCAAUGUAUGGAUUGGGUGUGAAGGGGAACAGGCGUAGUCCCAUUUCCACGUCCUUCUCCAUAUGAACAAAUCUGGUGUGCACAUGAGCUGAGUGCUCCAAUUUUAUCUGCUCAUGGCUUUGAGUCAAUACUUGGAUGAAUCGUAGAAUUGUAGAGAGAAGUAGAAUUAGCAGGCAUGAUCCUAUUUCCACUCACACCUAUCCAUGUAUUAAUACCCAACGCAAAUGUCAUCUGAACAGAGCCAUUAUAUCACUCUUUGAAUCAAUCGGUUUCCGUUUUAAAUAAGACCAUGACUAAACUUUCUGCUGCCUAAUAAAACAUGUAAACAGCAACUGGCUUUGGUCACCCUAUUCAAAAUAAUAGUGCAUACAUCCGACUCUUAUUUCCUUGAAAUCAUAUCAGGUAUCACAAUAACUUCUACUAGUUCUCAGGUAGGAACUAAGCUAGAGCUCACAGACAAGAGGCGUACUCUAGAGUUGCCACGAUAUAAAGCCUAAAGCUAAAUUUCAUAUGAACAUGCAAAGCUGUCAUAGUUCGAGCAAGACUAUUGAUCCAUCAGGUCCAGUACUGUUUAUACGAGCAAGAGCUUUCCAGAGUGUUAGAGAUUUCUAUCCCCUUUGCCCUACAACUAAAGAUCACUCAAACCGAAGAUGCCAGAGGCUGAACCUGAGAUGUUAGUGUAUGCAUACGUUCCAGCUUAGAGCUGCAGUAUCUUCCUGUGAGUGAAUUGGGAAUUUCCUGCUCAGGAGAAACAACUGAGUAAUCCUGAGGAAAGAAAGAAAGAAGUUUGUAAAGACUAGCAACAUUUCACAGGAGUGUACUUUACACAUCUCUAAUAUAUUCAACCCCUUGCUGUUAUUAAGGUGCCACUCUUAAAUCUCUUUUCUUUAGGGGCUGAUUUUGCAUCUCAGAUUACCAGAUAGUUUGCUUGAAGGCACUCUCUGGGAUUUGAAUUUUCAGAAAAUAUAUGCAUACCGAAAUACAGUCAACUUCUUCAGAUUUUACAAUACUGCUCCUCAGCCAAUUAAUGUGUGCAAAGAAGAAUAUACUUGGCUAAAGUGUGCACAGAAACACUUAUAUUACUAAAAAUGACAUACAAAAUGCAUUCUAUCAGUGGGACUGUUUUGCAAAAAAAAAAAUGUACAUUAGAAAAAAAUUAAUGCAAUUUUUGGGUUUGGGGGCAUUAACUACAAACCCUGUAUUGAUGUAUCAAUUACUCCAUUUGUGGGAUGCUAUAAAACAUGAGGGUUUUGCUGCAAAAUGCUGCAAAAUGAUUGCGAAACCUUGGCACCAGUUUUGAGGUGAUCCCAGAUUUUGGGGUUCAUAGUUUAUUAAGCUGUGAAUUUCCAUCUGCAUCCUCCUCCGGACCCUUAGAAUUAAAUGUGCUUAGGGUCAUACUAUUGCUAUUGCUAUUGCAUAGCAAGUGGGCAUUAAUUCAUUUAGCCCUCCUGCUAAGUGGGAGAAAAGUGCCAUCACCUGGCAGAUCGACUUAGCAACUGAGCAAAGAGGGAUAUAAGCUGGUUGCUCUUCCUUCCCCUUUGUGACAUGCAGCAACUUUCAGAAAGUUGGGUGGCAUCAAGGUCACUUGUCAUGGUGAGGGCACUCCCUAAUGCAUAACAGAAAAAUAUAGUUCAGGUAACUGGAGAGCCUUCUAAUGGAGCUGCUUAUAGGAGGAGUGAUUAAAAGCAUCUGACAUCCAAGCCUGCUUCCUUUUCUAUUCAUAAGGUAAAUUAAGUCCAUUAAAAGUGAGACAAGGCAGCAAGGGUGCAAUAGUUCUCUCAGAUCCAUUUGUUUGUUCUUAAGGAAAUCAACAGGGGGGUCACUAUAUACUGCAGGCACACUGUUACCGAGAACCACCGUGAUAUCAAAACUACACAGCAUUUGUGUAGCUCCUUGUGAGCAGGUCAUUUCCCACCUGGCCCGGGAAGGUGGGGCCCUGACUGACUCCAGCUACAAAAGAUGAGGCUGCUGAACAAACUCUUCUUUAGGGGUGUUUGUAGGGAGGGGGGGUUGUUGCUGUUAUUGAUAUUAAUUUUUGCAUCUUUAUUUUAGGUCUUACGUGAAAAUUGCUCAGUUUGGUUGUGUACUUUUUGGUGUUUUAUUUAUUGUCUGUGACUACUUUUGUUAAUGUUUGUAACAAAGGGGGGUUUCAUGUUGUAAGCCACCUUAAGCAAGGUUUUAGACAUGGAAAGUUGGCAUACAAAUAAAAUGAAGUAUGUAUGCUUUCAAAAGACAUUAUGCUUAUGUAUUAACAUGCAAGUGUGUUAGUAAGCGAUGGAGGACAUCUGCCAAUUGUGGUUCUUGUGAAGUUUCUCAUUUUGCCAAUCUUAAAUUCAGUUCUCUAUCUUUCCGCAUUACUGUCUAAUUCUCAUGAAAAUUCAUCAGCAUUCUACAGUGUGCUUCUCCUAAUAGAGAUCUUUUUCUUUGCAGUUUUCCCUAACAUACAUUUUUGUAUGCUAUUUUUGCACAGUAAUGGAUUCAUUUCUGUCCACAUUAUUUGGAGGAGUGUGAAUCUUCAAAGAUAGCUCUGCUUCAGUCUGCAUAAUGUUCCAGGCAGUGCCAGUUAGGUAGAUUCACAAUAAAAUGCAAACUGAACUGAAUUCCUUCCCAUCCCUGGCCUUGAUGAGCCCAUGUUGGAGUGCCUGUUCCUCACAUGCACAAAGUGGAAAUGCACAAUGUGUGAUGAUAGUGAAGCAUCCAUGGAAAGGUGUCAACAACAAAAAAGGAGCCUCAUAAGGUGCACUUAAAAGAGUUUUAUUAAGGUACAACUCAUUUCAAGUUAGAUAACUUGCUUUGGAGCAGAUGAACUACUUUCAUUGUUGUUGUUGUUUAGUUGUUUAGUCAUGUCCGACUCUUCGUGACCCCAUGGACCAGAGCACGCCAGACACUCCUGUCUUCCACUGUCUCCCACAGCUUGGUCAAACUCAUGUUCGUAGCUUAGAGAACACUGUCCAGCCAUAUUGUCCUGUAUUGUCCCCUUCUCCUUGUGCCCUCAACCUUUCCCAACAUCAGGGUCUUUUCCAGGGAGUCUUCUCUUCUCAUGAGGUGGCCAAAGUAUUGGAGUCUCAGCUUCAGGAUCUGUCCUUCCAGUGAGCACUCAGUGAGACCAUUUCCUUAAGAAUGGAUAGGUUUGAUCUUCUUGCAGUCCACGGGACUCUCAAGAGUCUCCUCCAGCACCAUAAUUCAAAAGCAUCAAUUCUUCGGCGAUCAGUCUUCUUUAUGGUCCAGCUCUCACUUCCAUACAUCACUACUGGGAAAAUCAUAGCUUUAACUAUACGGGUCUUUGUCGGCAAGGUGAUAUCUCUGCUUUGUAAGAUGCUGUCUAGGUUUGUCAUUGCUUUUCUCCCAAGAAGCAGGCGUCUUUUAAUUUCGUGACUGCUGUCACCAUCUGCAGUGAUCAUGGAGACCAAGAAAGUAAAAUCUCUCACUGCCUCCAUUUCUUCCCCUUCUAUUUGCCAGGAGGUGAUGGACCCAGUGGCCAUGAUCUUAGUUUUUUUGAUGUUGAGCUUCAGACCAUAUUUUGUGUUCUUCUCUUUCACCCUCAUUAAAAGGUUCUUUAAUUCCUCCUCACUUUCUGCCAUCAAGGUUGUGUCAUCUGCAUAUCUGAGGUUGUUGAUAUUUCUUCCGGCAAUCUUAAUUCCGGAUUGGGAUUAAUCCAGCCCAGGCUUUCGCAUGAUGAAUUCUGCAUAUAAGUUAAAUAAGCAGGGAGACAAUAUGCAGCCUUGUCGUACUCCUUUCCCAAUUUUGAACCGAUCAGUUGUUUCAUAUCCAGUUCUAACUGUAGCUUCUUGUCCCACAUAGAGAUUGUCUAAAAUAACAAUACAAAAAAUAAAAUCAACAGCAGCAACAACCUCUCCAACUAAACCCUCUAAAAAACACUCCAAAGAGUCUGUUCAGCAGCCUCAGCUUUUGUAGUUGGAGUCAGUCAGGGCCCCACCUUUGCAGGCCAGGUGGGAAAGGCCUACAGGGUAGGGAGCAGAUCUUCCAGGACUCACAGCCAAGAUAAUAAUAAUAAUAAUAAUAAUAAUAAUAAUAAUAAUAAUAAAUUUUAUUUGUAUCCCGCUCUCCCCAGCCAAAGCCAGGCUCAGAGCGGCUAACAUCAUAUAAAUAAGACAAUAUGCAUAAUACAAUAUACAAUAUGCAAAUAAAAUAACAUUCAACAUUCAGUAAAAUAAUAUAAAAUAAUAUUAAAUAUCAGCAUUUCAAAAUUAAACAGAAAUCCACUCAACAAUUACAAUAAGUAAUUUCUAAACUCCGAUCAAUAAAACAACAGUAAACCACAGUGCAGUAAACCAUGGUGUUUAACUAAGGGAAGUGGGAUGUGUGGCCCUCCAAAUCUUGCUGAAAUAUUUCUCUCAUCAUAUCUGAUCACUGGCCAUACUGGAUGGGGCUGAUGGAAGUUACAAGAUAAAGAACAUCUGGAAGACCAAAGGCUCCCCAUCCCUGUGUACCUUUUCAGGCUACUUGACCUCUUCUCAUUGUACCUGAUGGGAUAGCAUGCACAUGCACAGCAUCAGCUGCAAUGCGAAACAAUACACCUUCAUGACAUCAUAUGCACACCAUCUUAUCCCACCAAACAGAAGAUGGGAGAAAUAAGCAACACAUGCAGACGCCCCAGUCCUGUGCAUCCAAGGAGAUAGCCCAUUGUCAGUGCUAGCUGAUGUACAUUAGGUAGAAGGCAAGGAGGCCAACAGCAGGUGGCGCCAGAGCUGAUGACAGACAGAAUAAACCAACCAAUCCUAGGCUGUGUUCACACUAGAACGUAUUCCAUUUUCAGGACAUUUCCCUAACUGUUAUUUUGUGCAUUAUAUUGGAGCUUCCGCAUGAUAUGAAAACCACUAAUGGUGUGGAAUGGAAUAUAGCACAGAUUUGCCGCUCAUUUCUGUAUUUUACGAUUCCAUAAAUAAUCCAUUUGCAGCUGCACAGAAAACUGUGGGAGUUUUGUGCUUCAGUUCUGCAUGCUGUUCUCUCCAGCUCACUGUUGCUGUCAAACUUGAAAUGUCCAUAGAAAAGGCAUCCAGCCUCACAGCCAACAAGCAUCCUGACUCAGCCAGCCUUUGUUUCAUCACACACACACACACACACACACACACCCUGUAAGGUGCAGAGCCUCAACUUUUCCCCACCCAUCCUGCUGGUGAUGCUCCUAUAGGAAAGCUGGUUGCAGAACCUGAGAUUCCCCCCCCCCCCGAGUCUUGUGGAGCCUUGGCACACCCAUCCACCAGCAGGAUUGCCCUCUCCCCUCAACAACUGCUGAGCAGAGGGGAUAAUUAUAAUGAUAUUGCUUCUGUCCUGAUUUCUACUGCUCAUUUCACGUUGCAGUACCUACUGGUAUGAACGAAAUAGAGCAUGACAUGGUGGUAUACCGGUACUGCAAUGUGAAAGGUACAGAGGCACUAGCCUUAUAAUCACUCCAACUGGAUUCAUUGUGGUAGGCAGAGGUUGGUAGGGCAGUGCCCCAUUCAUCUUAAUGUGUCAGCCGCCACUUCUCAUUGUCCUAUCCCAAGCAUCCGAUGUACUGAAGGGAAUCCCAUUACAGACAUGCCUAAAUUUACUUAUUUACAAGUUUCAGGAAUCCCAGCACAUUUCAAGGUGAUGCUGGUCCACCAGAGGAAGCAACACAGCAUGGAUGUUGAAAAUGUCUUGUGAAUUAUUCAUAGGCUACAAAUCAAAAAAGUAGAGUAAGCUGUAAAUAAAAAACAAACCAAGACAAUAACAAUGUUAGGUUAAAGCUGGUUUACAGAUUCGUGCUUACCUUGAAUUGUCGCAGCCUAUGAAAAAUGGCAAAACGUAUUUGUGAUUGUCUACAUUGCAAUGCUGUCAGUCACGGAGACUCACCAGCACAUUUGUGACCAAACCAAAAUCCAGUUUGCCGCCAACUCCUCUUGCAGGAGAUGGGGUGAAGAAAGCCCCCUGAAGUCUGGACCUAUCACUCCACACAGGGUGCCUAAUAUGGAAGAAAGCAGGGUCAUUUCCUCUCCUCCAUUUACCCUCUGGAAGUUGAACAGAAUCCAUUCUGGAAGUCUGUUCGACUUCCAAAACAUUCGGAAACCAAGGUGCGGCUUCUGAUUGGCUGCAGAAAGCUCCUGCAGCCAAUCAGAAGCUGCAGAAGCCAUGUCGGACGUUCAGGUUCCAAAGAACAUUCGCAAACUGGAACACUCACUUCCAGGUUUGUGACAUUCGGGAAUCAAAACGUUCGAGUUGCAAGGCAUUUGACUUCCCGUGUACGACUGUACAUCCUCUUUCCAAUCAACAUUUUGCUUCUGUGGUAUUAAAUCAUUUUUUCAUCAAAAGCAGUGCAGGCAAAAAGGAGACUUCAAACUCAGCUACAUUGGCAAAGAAAAAGGGCUUUAUAUGAGUUGUUUGUGCAUUCUAACACUGUGGUGCCAGAUGGCGCUGCGGAGUUCUGUUUUUGCUAACCCGAUUUCUCACACAAAGCUUGUAAUGUGAUUAACUGAAACUGUGUCUAGAUCCAGCCAAAGCCUCUGGAAGUACUUGUCAAGGCAAACCAGUGAAAACAACAAGGGUUAAUCGAUAGCUGGCCUUGCUGAGAUUCAGAGGGCUUCCAGUGAUUAUGUGGCAUGGAGGAGGCAGGUGGAAUGGAAGGCAGGCAUUGGUGUUCAGAUAAGACAGCAAGGGUGCCUUCAGACUGUCGGCAUUCAAGUGUCUACUAGGAAAUUUAGAUCUGUGCAAUUAAAGUGGAUUAAAACACCCUAUUGACUUAGCACAACAAACCCACUUUCAAUCCACUGUUAGGAAAGUGACAAGGAAGUACUGUACACUGAAAAUGAGGAAUUUACCAAUGAUUAACAAGAAAACAUACAGGUAUGCACACACUGCAAGCAAAUCAGGGUCAUGGUCACAAAGCCACGCUAUAAGCAAAUCAAAAGGAAUGUGCAAUAAACACUGGCAAAAAUCUAGCCUCCCCAUAAGUUGUGUGCACACAAAUCAGGAUGAACGCUCAACAUAUAGCUCAUCUGGUGGAGAUGUUUCAAAGUGUUGGCCCCUAUGAAAGUGAGGAGGGGAGAUGGUCCAGAAAACCCACUCCUUAAGUACAGUGGUACCUCUGGUUAAGUACUUAAUUCGUUCCGGAGGUCCGUACUUAACCUGAAACUGUUCUUAACCUGAAGCACCACUUUAGCUAAUGGGGCCUCCCGCAGCUGCCGCUCCGCCGCUAUGUGAUUUCUGUUCUCAUCCUGAAGCAAAGUUCUUAACCCGGGGUACUAUUUCUAGGUUAGCGGAGUCUGUAACCUGAAGCGUAUGUAACCUGAAGCGCAUGUAACCUGAGGUACCACUGUAAUUCUCUUUGUAAUGCAGAUUUGAGAAGACGUGUCUGUGAAGAAGAUAUGUAUUAGCAUUGGGUCUUAGAAAUCAAGCCUCUGAAUUUUCUUUCUUUUUCUUUCUAAAGCUGCACUGCACCUGA
Molecule: messenger RNA, 13231 nt
Organism: Podarcis lilfordi (Lilford's wall lizard)
Lineage: Eukaryota; Metazoa; Chordata; Lepidosauria; Squamata; Lacertidae
Source: the annotation of a GenBank genome assembly